Sarcophilus harrisii (Tasmanian devil) is the source of this 1875-nucleotide messenger RNA. Its product is annotated as keratin-associated protein 5-4-like. The record is from RefSeq and is a predicted model, not a curated record. NCBI's taxonomy places the organism in Eukaryota, Metazoa, Chordata, Mammalia, Dasyuromorphia, Dasyuridae.
CUGCAGAGGGGCUGUGGGCACGUGCCCAGGCCUGCCCCCGGGGCUGCACCACAGUAUAAAAGCUGGGAGCAGAGAGGGGCUUCCACAACCCACUCACUCCUCUCUCUCUCGAGACCUUCCUCCCCUGUGGACACCAAUCUCUUCCAAUCUCUCAGCAUCAUGAGCUGCUGUGGCUGUUCAGGAGGCUGUGGCUCCAGCUGUGGGGGCUGUGGCUCCAGCUGCUGUGUGCCUGUCUGCUGCUGCAAACCUGUGUGCUGCUGUGUGCCAGCCUGCUCCUGCUCUAGCUGUGGUGGAGGCUGCAAGGGAGGCUGUGGCUCCAGCUGUGGAGGCUGCAAGGGAGGCUGUGGCUCCAGCUGUGGGGGCUGCAAGGGAGGCUGUGGCUCCAGCUGUGGGGGCUGCAAGGGAGGCUGUGGCUCCAGCUGUGGAGGCUGCAAGGGAGGCUGUGGCUCCAGCUGUGGAGGCUGCAAGGGAGGCUGUGGCUCCAGCUGUGGAGGCUGCAAGGGAGGCUGUGGCUCCAGCUGUGGAGGCUGCAAGGGAGGCUGUGGCUCCAGCUGUGGAGGCUGCAAGGGAGGCUGUGGCUCCAGCUGUGGAGGCUGCAAGGGAGGCUGUGGCUCCAGCUGUGGAGGCUGCAAGGGAGGCUGUGGCUCCAGCUGUGGAGGCUGCAAGGGAGGCUGUGGCUCCAGCUGUGGGGGCUGCAAGGGAGGCUGUGGCUCCAGCUGUGGGGGCUGCUGUCAGUCCAGCUGCUGCAAACCUUGCUGCUGCCAGUCCAGCUGCUGCAAGCCCUGCUGCUGCCAGUCCAGCUGCUGCAAGCCUGUCUGCUGCUGUGUGCCUGCUUGCUCCUGCUCUAGCUGUGGUGGAGGCUGUGGGGGUUGUUGCCAGUCCAGCUGCUGCAAGCCCUGCUGCUGCCAGUCCAGCUGCUGCAAGCCCUGCUGCUGCCAGUCCAGCUGCUGCAAGCCCUGCUGCUGCGAGUCCAGCUGCUGCAAGCCCUGCUGCUGCCAGUCCAGCUGCUGCAAGCCCUGCUGCUGCCAGUCCAGCUGCUGCAAGCGCUGCUGCCAGUCCAGCUGCUGCAAGCCUGUCUGCUGCUGUGUGCCAGCCUGCUCCUGCUCUAGCUGUGGUGGAGACUGUGGGGGUUGUUGCCAGUCCAGCUGCUGCAAGCCCUGCUGUAGCCAGUCCAGCUGCUGCCAGUCCAGCUGCUGCAAACCUGUCUGCUGCUGUGAGUCCAGCUGUUGCAAGCCCUGCUGCUGCCAGUCCAGCUGCUGCAAGCCCUGCUGCUGCCAGUCCAGCUGCUGCAAGCCUCUGCUGCUGUGUGCCCACUUGCUCCUGCUCCAGCUGUGGGGGUUCUUGCUAGUCCAGCUGCUGCAAGCCCUGCUGCUGCUAGUCCAGCUGUUAUGCCCUUCUUGCUACCAGUUUAAGAUCUGCUGCUCACCCCAUUCCCUUCCCUUCUACCUUAAUUUAAAGCAGUUGGCCUUCAGCAAGACCCCUCCUCCACUCCCAGCUCCCACCCACACAGCUCCUGUCUCAGCAUCCUUGCUGAUGACCCAGGCCCCAGGAUCAUCUGGGAACCCUGAGUCUGGGAUUUCCUGAUCUCCUUACUUAGCCAGGAAACAGCCCUGCCAUAGGAGUGCUCCCUAUCCACUUCCCCUCAUCCUUCACACACUCUCCAACCUCCCCGGCCAAGGGGACAUCACCCUGCCAAGAACACCCAGCAAAGGGCUGCCCAGCAAACCAUGCAGACCCCAGGGGAACCUCUGGUGAUCUCCAAGGAUCAUCUGCCCUGCUCCCAGAUGCGAGGCCAUCACUGACGAUUGCUGAGCUGCCUCCCAACAGCCUUCAUUCCCGGACUCCCCAACUCUCUCCUAAAGAAUUUCUUUGCUU